Messenger RNA from Zingiber officinale, 1329 nucleotides. Its product is annotated as protein DMR6-LIKE OXYGENASE 2-like. The coding region runs from base 97 to 1176 and encodes 359 amino acids. Lineage: Eukaryota; Viridiplantae; Streptophyta; Magnoliopsida; Zingiberales; Zingiberaceae. Gene Ontology annotation, molecular function: dioxygenase activity. The record is from RefSeq and is a predicted model, not a curated record. The transcript has 2 exons.
UCCACAUCCAUUGGCCGAGCCAACUGAUAAGCAAGCGGCGAGGACGCAGCAGCCAGCCAAAAAAAAUCAGGAAGAGAAGAAGAAAAAGAACGAAAAAUGGUGCUGGUUUUCGAGGCCGCCUUCGUCCAAGCCCCCGAGCACCGGCCGAAGCCGGUCGUGUCCGAAGUUGGCGGGAUUCCCGUCAUCGAUCUCGCCCCGAUCCACCACCUUGACGGCAGCCUCGAGUCGGCCCUGCCGCCCGAGUUGGAGGAUCUGGUGGCGCAGGUGGAGGCGGCGUGCCUCGAGUGGGGGUUCUUCCAGGUGAUCAACCACGGGGUCCAGCCAGGAGUGGUGGAGAGGGCGUGGGCGGCGGCGAGGGGCUUCUUCGCCUUGCCGCCGGAGGAGCGGAGUCGGGUGCGGCGCGACGAGGCGAACCCGCUCGGAUACUACGAGGCGGAGAACACCAAGAAUGUGCGGGACUGGAAGGAGGUGUUUGACAUGGUCAUCUACGAGCCGGCCUUCAUCCCCUCUCUAGCGGCGGACGGCAAAGAUGCCGAUGAGCCGAUCCAGCUGCGAAACCAGUGGCCCCAAUCGCCGCCUGGAUUUAGGGAAGCGUUGGAAGAGUAUGCCAAGGCCACAGAGGUGCUAGCUUUCAAGUUGUUGGAACUGAUUGCGCUUACCUUGAACCUACCGGCCAAGAGGCUGAAUGGCUUCUUCAAGAAUCAGACCACCUUCAUGAGGCUCAACCACUAUCCACCCUGCCCCUCCCCCGACCUUGCCCUUGGCGUUGGUCGGCACAAGGACGCCGGUGCCCUCACCAUCCUCGCCCAAGACGAUGUAGGUGGGCUUGACGUCAAGAGCCAAUCAGACGGCGAGUGGGUUCGCGUUAAGCCUAUCCCCAAUUCCUUCAUCAUCAAUGUAGGCGACCUUGUUCAGGUAUGGAGCAAUGACAAGUAUGAGAGCGCAGAGCACAGGGUUUCGGUGAACACGAUUAAAGAGAGAUUCUCGAUACCAUUCUUUUUCAACCCUGCGCACUAUGUGAUGGUGAAGCCAUUGGAGGAAUUGUUGGAUGAGAAUAACGUUGCCAGGUACGAGGAGUUCAACUGGGGGGAGUUCUUAAUGACAAGGAGUAAUAGUAACUUCAAGAAGUUGGAUGUGGAAAACAUCCAGAUAUAUCAUUUCAAGAAGAGCAAGUGAUGUGAGAAAAUUUAUGUAGGAUUCCUGUUAUAUAUAUAUUGCAGAUAUCUGUGGUGUAGGUUGUUGAUGAGAUCUUGUAAGAUGAAAUAAAAUGGUGUUUAAUGCUGUUGAAAGAAUAUGAAGUUCAAUCGAAUCAGCUUUUGUUAGUAAAAA